This is a messenger RNA of Rhagoletis zephyria (snowberry fruit fly), 715 nucleotides long. Its product is annotated as organic cation transporter-like protein. Gene Ontology annotation, biological process: transmembrane transport. The record is from RefSeq and is a predicted model, not a curated record. NCBI's taxonomy places the organism in Eukaryota, Metazoa, Arthropoda, Insecta, Diptera, Tephritidae. Gene Ontology annotation, cellular component: membrane. Gene Ontology annotation, molecular function: transmembrane transporter activity.
GUGUCAACAUGAGCUGCUUGAGAAUCUCACUUACACAGAAAUUCGUGAAAUUUAUGCACAAACCGAGAAUCCUUCGUGCACCCUGUUGGAUGAUAUUGUGAAUGGCACACCGAUUGCAGCAGAUUUUGGUGAAUGCGAGGAUUGGAUAUUUAAAUAUGAAAGUGGCUAUCAAAGUGUCACAACGGAUCUUAAAUGGAUUUGCGACGAUGCUGUCAAGGGCGCAAUCGGUCAGUCAUUCCUCUACGUGGGCUCUGUAUUGGGCACAAUAUUAUUUGGUUUCCUCGCAGAUAAAAUCGGACGACUGCCAUCGAUGAUGCUGAGCACGCUCACCGGCGCUGCUGGCGAUUUUAUCACCUCAUUUGUGACGACGCCACAUGCCUUUGCGGCGAGUCGUUUCAUUUCAGGCAUGAGCAUCGAUACAUUGUUCUAUCUCAGUUACAUCAUGGUCUUCGAGUACCUUGAUCCCAAGAAGCGUACAUUCGGCUUGAAUAUAAUAAUGGCAAUUUUCUAUUGCUUCGGUCUGGUUAUGUCUCCCUGGUAUGCCAUAUGGGUGGGCAGUUGGCGCAAGUACCUGCUGAUUGCUUCAUUGCCAGCGCUAUUGGUACUCUUCUAUCCACUUUUUAUAGUCGAAAGCGCACAGUGGCUGGCAACCAAAGGGGAUUACAAAGGUGCUGUGCGCUGUCUCAAGCGAGUGGCUAAAUUCAACAAGAAGCAA